GGCUCGCACGGGGAGGGCAGGGAGUGGGAGAGCUGUGAAGAUGGCGGCAGUGGUGGAGAUGGAGGUUGGAGGAGGUGCUGCUGGGGAACGGGAGCUGGAUGAGGUUGAUAUGUCACACCUCUCCCCAGAGGAGCAAUGGAGGGUCGAGCAUGCACGCAUGCAUGCCAAGCACCGUGGCCACGAAGCCAUGCACGCUGAAAUGGUCCUCAUCCUCAUUGCUACCUUAGUAGUAGCCCAGCUGCUCCUGGUACAGUGGAAACAGAGGCAUCCCCGCUCCUACAAUAUGGUGACCCUCUUUCAGAUGUGGGUUGUUCCCCUCUAUUUCACAGUGAAGCUGCACUGGUGGAGGUUCCUAGUGAUCUGGAUCUUGUUCUCUGCUGUCACAGCCUUUGUCACCUUCCGAGCCACACGAAAACCACUAGUACAGACAACCCCAAGGUUGGUUUAUAAGUGAUUCCUACUGAUCUAUAAAAUCAGCUAUGCCACUGGCAUCGUUGGCUACAUGGCUGUCAUGUUUACCCUCUUUGGUCUUAACUUAUUAUUCAAGAUCAAACCAGAAGAUGCCAUGGACUUUGGCAUUUCUCUCCUCUUCUAUGGCCUCUACUAUGGUGUUCUUGAGCGUGACUUUGCAGAAAUGUGUGCAGACUACAUGGCGUCUACUAUAGGGAGAAGAGGAAGUCAUCACAUACAUAGAGCCAGCACGCCAACUCCUGACACAUACAUUGUGACCAUGAGACAGAACUGGAUACCAGACCCCAGCACAUUGUGGGUCCUGCUUCUGUGUGUCCACAUCAUCUUCCACUCAGCCAGAGCCACACCUAUACCUCAGGCCACCACAGCUGCCACUGCCUCAGCUGGGGUCGCAAAGGACUCCUGCCCCUCCUGGCCCUUAAUGCUCCCAGCAGCUAAGCGAUGUCCAGCAUUGGAGGUGACCUGGCCAGAAGUGGAAAUCCCACUAAAUGGAACGCUGACCUUGUCCUGCACUGCCUGCAGUCGCUUUCCCCACUUCAGCAUCCUCUACUGGCUGGGCAAUGGUUCCUUCAUCGAGCAUCUCCCAGGCCGGCUGUGGGAGGGCAGCACCAGCCGGGAGCACAGGGGCACCAGCACCCAGCUGUGGAAGGCCUUGGUGCUGGAGGAGCUGAGCCCCGCCCUACGCAGUACCAACUUCUCCUGUGUUUUCACGGAUCCCGAGCACACAGUCCAGCGUCACGUCGUACUGGCCCAGUGCUUGGCUGAGCUGAGCACAGUUGUGCCCACUACUCGAGAAGCCUCCAGAGGGUCCCCUCUGCCUCACCAUCUUGACUCUGAAGCCUGGUUGAAAUGCCACCUCUUCAUUUAGGUCCAGGCCCUCUCAGCUCAGGCCACACUCUGCACCACCUUAAGGUUAUAUGUUAAAUUUGUACAGGCGUACCUCGUUUUAUUGUGCUUUGCUUUAUUGUGUUUCGCGGAUAUUGCAUUUUUUACAGACUGAAGUUUUGUGGCAACCCUGUGUUAAGUUCAUUGGCACAAUUUUUUCAACAGCAUUUGCUCACUUUGUAUGUGUCACAUUUUGAUAAUUCUCAGAAUAUUUCAAACUUUUUCAUCAUUAUAUUUGUUGUGACCUGUGAUCAGCGAUCUUUAAUGUUACCGUUGUAAUUGUUUUGGGACACCACGAGCUAUGCCCAUAUAAGAUGGUGAACUUAAUUGAUAAAUGUGUGUUCUGACUGCUCCACCAA
Pteropus alecto (black flying fox) is the source of this 1715-nucleotide messenger RNA. RefSeq lists its product as uncharacterized. The record is from RefSeq and is a predicted model, not a curated record. Gene Ontology annotation, cellular component: Golgi membrane; endoplasmic reticulum membrane. NCBI's taxonomy places the organism in Eukaryota, Metazoa, Chordata, Mammalia, Chiroptera, Pteropodidae. Gene Ontology annotation, molecular function: metal ion binding; ubiquitin protein ligase activity.